UCCGGUACUCUGUGGUACUUCCUCUCUGGCUGACUUAGCUGACAGUACCCAGAUCCCAGGCCAGGCCCCUGGCUCCGACAGAUCUGAGGAUAGGCUACACCGCUGUACCUUCACCCUGGGAUUGGCACCUACUUUGAACCAGUGUCCCGAAAAGCCUGAAUGUCUUUGCAAUGGCCACAAACAUUACAUCUUCUGCAGCACCCUCCUCGCCAGGUGUCAUGUUCAUCUCUCUACUGGCUAUCAUCUUACUGUCGGUGGCCCUGGCUGUGGGGCUUCCUGGCAACAGCUUUGUGGUGUGGAGCAUCCUGGUAAAGAUGCGAAAACGCUCUGUCACUGCCCUGCUGGUGCUGAACCUGGCUCUGGCCGAUUUGGCCGUAUUGCUUACUGGCCCCUUUUUCCUCCAUUUCCUGACCCAAGGCACCUGGACUUUUGGACAGGCUGGCUGCCGCCUGCUCCACUAUGUCUGCGGAGUCAGCAUGUAUGCCAGCGUCCUGCUUAUAACGGCCAUGAGUCUGGACCGCUCACUGGCGGUGGCCCUUCCCUUUGUGUCCCAGAAGUUGCGCACCAAGGCGGUUGCCUGGAGGGUGCUGGUAGGCAUCUGGGUGGUAUCUGUUCUGCUGGCCACGCCCGUCAUCGCGUACCGCCAGGUGAACCUGGGACCCAACAAUAGGAGCCUUAUAUGCUUUCCGAAGUACCCCAGCGAAAGACACAGGGCCUUCCAUCUGUUCUUCGAGGUCUUCACGGGCUUCCUGUUGCCCUUCCUGGCCAUAGUGGCCAGCUACUCCGACAUCGGGCGGCGGCUGCAGGCCCGGCGCUUCCGCCGCAGCCGCCGCACCGGCCGCCUGGUGGUGCUCAUCAUCCUGGCCUUCGCCGCCUUCUGGCUGCCCUACCACGUGGUGAACCUGGCCCAGGCGGUCCGCGCGGUGACGGGCAAGGUCGUGGAGGACGGGCCCGUGGGGCGGCGGCUGCACCUGGCCCGCCAAGUGCUCAUCACGCUGGCUUUCCUGAGCAGCAGCGUGAACCCCGUGCUGUACGCGUGCGCCGGCGGCGGCCUGCUGCGCUCGGCCGGCGUGGGCUUCGUCGCCAAGCUGUUGGAGGGCACCGGCUCCGAGAUGUCCAGCACCCGCCGCGGGGCCACACUGGUCCAGACGGUGAAGGGCGCCCCCACCCGUCCCGAGCCAGGCUCCGUGGAGAGCCUCACUGUCUCCACCAACCCUCUGGAGGGAAGCGAACCCAACUAGACCUGCAGGGUGGGGUAGGGGGUGGGGUGGGAGUGGGGUGGCGGUGGAAGGAUGCUUGCUUUCCUCCUGGGGGAAUGCCCCCACGCUGGCCUGACUCAAUUCUGCACUCCCCCUUCCCCCAGGAGGAGAAUGCCUGUCAGGGAUGGAGCGGAAGAAAGGGAGGGGAGGGGCAAGUCAGGGCAGAGUGCGAGCCUGGCCCCUUUAGGCAGCUUUACAAUUAAAAUUCGGUUCUGAAAUGGGGUCAGCCCUGUGUGUGGGACUUGUGUAUUAUCUGAUCCUGUUGUUGAUCCUGGCUGCCCUUAAGGGGAUCCUUCUCAAUAGUUGAGGCAUAUCUUUUAGUUUCCCAUGAUUUUCAGUUUGGAAGGGACACAAAGACAGACCUAGAAAUCAGACCUCCUUCCCUCCCCUGCUGAGGCAGGUGGUCUGCACAUCAUACUUAGAACAACACAGGUCUGCAGACAGCUGAAGGAGCUGGCCAAGGAAGACCACCCAUGUGGGCUCCUCAGUCCAGAUUCCCUGACUCAGCGGACCUUCUGAGAAAACAGCACUGCUGUGAGGUGUCUACCCUGAAGGCUGUGAUAGGUAUCCUUGUUAGCAGGACUCCAACUUUCUGCCAGUAAUCUUUGUCUUUUCAGUGAGAGUGUCCUAGGGGAUAGGGAUUGCCUUCCUUCCCUCCAUCUCCCAAGAGGCCUCACUUGAGAACCAAGUAAUCAGAUCUUAUCCCCUAGAAUUCUGCACAUCAGCAUUCUGCCAGCCCCUAAAAACAGACUAUGGUGUAAGCUGGAGCUGAGGGCUCUCUGUGAUGUGGUUACCCUUAGGAAACGCAGAUUUGCAAGAGUGAGAAGGAUGUCAGUCUUUCCUAGGGAUGACUGCUGUCUUAGAAGGCCUUGGGCUGGCUGUGUUCUGGCAGCAUUUUAGGAAGUAGCAGCAGUGUACUUUUGAAUCUCUCCCAUUAAAAAAAAAAAAAAGAAAAAAAGAACCACUACGAGAAAAGCCAAAAAUCCAUGUGCAACAUCUGCAACAAA
Camelus dromedarius (Arabian camel) is the source of this 2266-nucleotide messenger RNA. It is a transcript of the gene LTB4R, whose product is annotated as leukotriene B4 receptor. The transcript is spliced from 2 exons. Gene Ontology annotation, biological process: complement receptor mediated signaling pathway; inflammatory response; positive regulation of cytosolic calcium ion concentration. The record is from RefSeq and is a predicted model, not a curated record. Lineage: Eukaryota; Metazoa; Chordata; Mammalia; Artiodactyla; Camelidae. Bases 171 to 1241 code for a protein of 356 amino acids. Gene Ontology annotation, molecular function: leukotriene receptor activity; complement component C5a receptor activity. Gene Ontology annotation, cellular component: plasma membrane.